Messenger RNA from Leucoraja erinaceus (little skate), 2334 nucleotides. It is a transcript of the gene aven, whose product is annotated as apoptosis, caspase activation inhibitor. The transcript is spliced from 6 exons. Bases 36 to 1001 code for a protein of 321 amino acids. NCBI's taxonomy places the organism in Eukaryota, Metazoa, Chordata, Chondrichthyes, Rajiformes, Rajidae. Gene Ontology annotation, biological process: negative regulation of G2/M transition of mitotic cell cycle. The record is from RefSeq and is a predicted model, not a curated record.
CCCUGCUCUCCUCGCCGUCACUCUCCGCGCCGGCCAUGGAGGAGGCGUCGGAGCGGACGCGGGGCCGAGGCCGCGGCCGCCGGGGAGGAGGAGGCGGGCGAGGCCGCGGGGGACGAGGAGCGCGCGGGCCCAGCGAGCGGCAGCAGCGGCCGGUGGAGGCCGAGCGAGGGUGGCAGGGACGCGGCUGCCGCCCGCCCCGAGGUCGCUGCUUCCCCCCGAGGCCGCCGGAGCUGCAGGUUGAAGAGGAUGUGGACACGAAGGAUCCGUAUGAUCAACCAAAUGAAUUUUCAAGAAGGAAAAUAGUUUCGAACUGGGACAGAUAUAAAACUGAAGAGAAAGGACUCAGUGAUGUUGGAGAAUCCUUGCGAGGUGCGGAUUUCAAUGUGCUGCUCAGUUCUGCAGGUGAUUCAUUUGCACAAUUUCGUUUUGCUGAAGAAAAGGAGUGGGAAAUAGAAGUUUCUACAAGUAAACAAAUGUCACCACUCUUUGUAGAUUGCCAGUCUCUGGCCCAGACUCUUCAGCAACUGCCACUUCACCUUCAACUGAAUGUGGAAGCUGAGUUGGUACAGGUAAAUCCACCUGCAGAGCUACCACAGAUCAGGUUGAAGAGUAUGGACGAUGGCAAAAGCAAAUUUGGCCAAUUUAGAGCACACACUAAAGCUUCCCCAACAAAUGUGGAAACCAUUCCGGUCAACAUCAUACUCAACUCUACAACACUGGAAUCGGAACGUACUGCUCCUGCAUCUGAAUCGCAGGAACCAGCAAACCAUCUGGAUGAGGAGCUGGAAUUUUUACUUCACUUAGAAACGCCUGUCAACAAGGAUGAUGUUUCCUUAAAAGGAACUCAGGACACAGAAGAUGAUCCUGAAAAUGUUGAUAUUUCAAUUGACACAUCUGGUGCUGAGGUAAUAGACAAUACAAAUUCACAACCAACAGGAACAGCUGAGAAGCUUGACCCCGAAGUGGAACUUGAAGAUUGGUUAGAUAGCAUGAUAUCGUAAUGUCACCAUGAUAGUCUUGCAAGGAUGUAAGUACUGACAAAAAGUACUUGACUCUGAAUGUAACGGUGGCAUUGCAUUUCCUUGCACAAAGCUUACAGUCGGGUAAUUACUUCUACAGCAUGUAUUUCAACAUUGAGGAUACAUUUUUCUUAAUUUUUGUUUCCAAGUGCUGCAAAUUAGUAUCAGAAUGUUAGUGAACAUAGAAAAAAUGCUCACUUCACUGAAUGACUUGGAUUCAGCAAAAUAAUUAUAUUUAUAUGUAAAAGGAGUAAUGGAAAUAAGUAAAAUCUAUUAGAUCCAUUAGUUUGUUAUUUUCUGAGUAAAGGACACAAUAAUAAAAUGUCAUUAAGCUAAGAGAUGCAUUCUAAGAGCUGUGAUUGUCAAUUAUCCAUAUGUUUUGGUACCAUUCACGACAGUGUAAUUACAGCAGGUUUUAAAAAACAUCUUUAUAUAGAUUGGUUCGAACAAAGUGAUAUCACAUUCAUGGCCAAAGAGAUAUUUAUUCUGUGCCUUCAAUGUGCUCCAGCAUCAGCUGUUACAAAAUGAUGCACUGUCAUUAUUCUCAUUAAACAAAGGCAUAUUUUUCUACAAAAGAUACAUUAUUGAAUUUCAAUUGCUUUAUUUCAAAACUGUAUUAUACUGUAGAUAGCAUGGUUGAAUUAUUUUAAAUUGAAGCUUUUAGGCUGAUUACUUUUAAUUUGAAGAAAAGAUGUACACCACAGCCAAUGCACAUUAAAAAUGUAAGGGUUAUAGCAUUUCAUUAAAUUGAAUGCCAUAUCCGGAAAAAAGUUAUAAAUUAACAGCUCAGCUGCUGCCUUGGCAAGCAGAGAUCAGUCAACAUAUUCGUACAGCAUACAAUAAGACUCAACAUUGUGAACAAAUUCUAACUUAGCUUUUUUUUUUGAGGAGCAUACACUAGAAAACAGAACAUGUUGUUACUUAGCAUUGGCUAAAGGUAAGGCACAAUUUAUUUUGAUGCUUUUUUUUGCAAUUUAUGACAAGGUGGUUCUGUUUAAUCAGUUAGCCAAAAGCUACAGAAAAGAUUAACUUCAAUAUCUUAAUAGUAACUCCAAAUCUGUUAAGUGUUACACUUUGUGUACUUAAAAGUUGAAUAUCACUGUUUAAGACGGUUGUAUUUUCAACAUCUUUCACAUUUAUUUUGAUUUUGAUUUGCAACAGCAAAUAUCUGUUUGCUCCAUUAUACAUUCAUGCCAAAUUCCAUGCGUUCAUUCAGUAGGUAAGUUCAAGCAAUAUUUUCAUUUAUCCAAGCUGAUCCUCGUAUUGUUUACGGAAACAAUCUCCAGCAGGGAAAAAAUCCCAACAGCGCUCUUGA